AUGAAUAGAAUCACACAGUUGCACGUCCAUGAUGCGAAUCUCCCGUUCCUCCACAUCCCGAAGGAUCUCAAGAAGCCCUUUGAUAAAGCCUGGAAAGACUAUGAGACUAAAGUUUCUAAAAUAGAGAAGGAGAAAAAAGAGCACGCCCGACAGCAUGGAAUGAUCCGGACUGAGAUCAGUGGAGCGGAGAUAGCGGAAGAGAUGGAAAAGGAGCGCCGUUUCUUUCAGCUUCAGAUGUGUGAGUACCUCCUCAAGGUCAACGAAAUCAAGAUCAAGAAAGGGGUCGACCUGCUCCAGAACCUCAUCAAAUACUUUCAUGCACAGUGCAACUUCUUUCAGGAUGGUCUCAAAGCAGUGGACAACCUCAAACCCUCAAUAGAAAAACUCGCCACAGACUUGCACUCGAUCAAACAGGUACAAGAUGAAGAACGCAGGCAGCUAACCCAGUUACGGGACGUGCUAAAGACAUCUCUGCAAGUGGAGCAGAAGGAGUCUAGGAGAGACUCGCAGGUUAGACAGAGCGCCACCUACAGUCUACACCAGCCACAGGGCAACAAAGAACACGGGACGGACCGCAGCGGGAACCUUUACAAGAAGAGCGAUGGGUUGCGGAAAGUGUGGCAGAAGAGAAAGUGCACAGUGAAGAACGGUUAUUUGACCAUCUCGCACGGGACGGCUAACAGACCUCCUGCCAAACUCAAUCUUCUCACCUGCCAGGUGAAGCACAACCCAGAGGAGAAGAAAAGUUUCGACCUCAUCUCCCAUGACAGAACGUAUCAUUUCCAGGCAGAGGAUGAGCCAGAGUGUCAAAUAUGGAUCUCAGUUCUGCAGAACAGCAAGGAGGAGGCGCUCAACAACGCCUUUAAGGGAGACCAGCAUGUUGGCGAGAACAACAUUGUGCAGGAGCUGACCAAGGCCAUCCUGGGUGAGGUCAAGCGGAUGGCGGGGAACGACGUCUGCUGUGACUGUGGAGCUCCCGGUCCCACGUGGCUCUCCACCAACCUGGGCAUCCUGACUUGUAUCGAAUGUUCAGGGAUCCACCGGGAGUUGGGUGUGCACUACUCCAGAAUCCAGUCUCUAACACUGGAUGUUCUCAGCACCUCCGAGCUCUUGCUGGCCAAGAACGUGGGGAAUGCUGGAUUUAAUGAGAUCAUGGAAGCUUGUCUGACGGCAGAAGACGUGAUCAAACCAAACCCAGCCAGUGACAUGCAGGCGAGGAAAGACUUCAUCAUGGCCAAGUACACGGAGAAACGCUUUGCCCGUAAGAAGUGCCCCGACGCGCUGUCGAAGCUGCACACGCUCUGUGAUGCCGUGAAGGCCCGGGACAUUUUCUCUCUCAUUCAGGUCUACGCUGAGGGGGUCGACCUAAUGGAGCCGAUUCCUCUGGCCAAUGGCCAUGAACAAGGUGAGACCGCCCUUCAUCUGGCUGUGAGACUGGUGGACAGAACCUCCCUUCACAUCAUAGACUUCCUCACCCAGAACAGUUUAAACUUGGAUAAGCAAACGGCUAAAGGAAGUACAGCGCUGCAUUACUGCUGCCUGACGGACAACAGCGAGUGUCUCAAACUUCUGCUGAGAGGAAAAGCCUCUAUAGACAUCGCUAAUGAGGCUGGCGAGACCCCGCUUGACAUCGCCAGGCGACUCAAACACCUGCAGUGUGAGGAACUGCUGAACCAGGCACUUGCAGGGAAGUUCAAUGCUCAUGUGCAUGUGGAGUACGAGUGGAGACUUCAGCAUGAAGACCUGGACGAGAGUGAUGAAGAUCUGGACGAGAAGUCCAGUCCUCACCGGCGGGACGAGAGGCCCAUCAGCUGCUACACUCCGGGCAGUAACUCCCUUCAGCCCAGUCUGGCACGAGACGCUCGAGAAAUGGUCAAAGACAAGCAGCGGUUCGUGCCCAACCUGGUCAACAACGAGACCUAUGGGACCAUUAUCAACACCAACUCACCAGUCACCCUUUCCACUUCUGCUCCACCUCUACCACCCCGAAAUUUAGUACAGCCGUCUGGUCUUGCUGGAAUGGCUCAGGGAUCGCCCGGUUGGAAGCCUGGCUCCCUAGAUCUGACCGGCAGGCAGAGAUCUUCCUCUGACCCCCCCAACAUGCACCCCCCAGCGCCCCCUUUACGGGUCACAUCCACUUCCCUUCUUGUGCCUAGCGGUGCUCCCCCUCCUUUGGCUAAAACUGCCAGUAUGAUGGAGGCCAAGAAUAUACAACCCAAACCUGGACACGGCCCUCCUGGUCAGAACGUCAACCGGGCUACAAGCGCGGACAAAACCUUCAGUAAAAGCACACUGAUGCGCUCUGGAUCCAUCGAGAGACCAGCUAAAGUUCCUGGAGGCCCCCAAAACACCAUUGGUCAAACUCUGCCCGCUACCCAAAUGCCCAGGAAAACCUACCUGAAGCCGAAGCGUGUGAAGGCCAUGUAUAACUGUGUGGCUGAUAAUCCAGAUGAGCUGACGUUCUCUGAGGGAGAGGUCAUCGUUGUGGAUGGUGAGGAGGACCAUGAGUGGUGGCUGGGCCACAUUGAGGGAGAGCCAAUGAGAAGAGGAGCGUUUCCUGUCACAUUCGUGCAAUUCAUUAUGGACUGAAGGGCCGGAGAUCACGGACACUGAGCUGGAAGGUGUCCUCUCUAACCAUCAUCAUCAUCAUCAUCGGUAUUCCCUUUCUCCUGAAGCUUGUGUCCUCACUGAGCUUCCACUAAUCCCUGCUCUCACCUGGCUUGAGCAGUCACCUGGGCUUUGUGGCCUAGAUGUUGCAGAACGACAGUUUGUUGCAAUAAAUGCACUUUUGACUUAAUUUAUCGUGACCACAAUGCUGAGAAGGAUGUCACCAAGAUGAAGGUUUUACUCUGAGAUAAUUCACAUCCUUAUUCCUUUUAGACAUAAUAAAUAGCAUAAGGUUUUGAAGAAAAGUACACAUUAUCUGUGAAUAUAGUCUUAUUUGCCCACAUUCCACGUCUGGCAAGGAAAGGCAGAAGGAUACUCUGAGAAUCACUGACUUUUGAGGAAUCGGUUGGGAAAGAUAGCUUCGUCAAUGGUGCUAAGGCCAGGAAUAUGCUACGAGAGCCGUCUGCCCUAGGAGGGGGAGCUCCGAUGUCCCCAUUUUCACAGAGAUGGAGAAACAGACAGAGAUGAUUUGAAAGAGAUGGAGAAACAGACAGACAUAAGAGCGCUUUUGUUCUGGCUAAGGGACUGGGAACAGGAAGACUUAAUGAAAGAAAUGUUGACUCUGUACCUGCUGGGAGUUUUGAGCGCUCUGACAGUCUCCAGGGAAGAGGAAAGGAGCCAGUGAAGAGCAUCAAGAAGGUUUAUUUCUGUAUAGAUAUUUAUAAUUCUGAGCUGUCCUUCUGUGGUCUUGAUUUAGAUGCUCUUAUUGGUUUUAAUGAUCUUUUGCAGACCUUCCUUCAGUGUGUAGGCAGUUUGCCAUGAGAGGCCUGUGGAACGCUGUCAUUUCUCAACUGGCCCGUUCUUUCUUAAAGCUAUAGACCAAAAAAUGAAAAUUCGGUCAUUAACUCACCCUCAUGUUCUUUCAAACUGUGCAAAAGAACAUACACUGCAGAAUGUGCAGAGUGCUUUUUCAAAAUGGGGACUGUUAACGUUAGGCACGUUAAAAGUGGUCUGUAAGAUUCGUUUGCGAUAUUCAAAGUCUUCUGAAGCCCUACUGUAACUGUGUGAGGAACAGACCAAUAUUUAAAGGGAAAUUCUGUCAUAUUUACUC
This is a messenger RNA of Pimephales promelas (fathead minnow), 3718 nucleotides long. The record is from RefSeq and is a predicted model, not a curated record. Lineage: Eukaryota; Metazoa; Chordata; Actinopteri; Cypriniformes; Leuciscidae.